Messenger RNA from Elaeis guineensis (African oil palm), 1386 nucleotides. NCBI's taxonomy places the organism in Eukaryota, Viridiplantae, Streptophyta, Magnoliopsida, Arecales, Arecaceae. The record is from RefSeq and is a predicted model, not a curated record.
AUGACCACCUCACCAGACUCUCCACCCAGACUCUCCACCCACUCGCCGAAGCGUUCCCUCUGCUUCCUCACCAGCUUCAUCGCUCUCCUAAUACUUGUCCAAAUCCAAGCUAUCAAGUUCCCUCUUUCCUUCUCCCUAUCCUCUUCCUCCUCCCUAUGGCCUUUCUUCCAGCAGAACAAACUCGAGCUCCAUCGCACCCAGACCAUGCUCCAAGACUCGGUCACCUUCCUUCCACUCAAAGACCUCAGGUUCACUAAAGAGCCUAUGUCAGGUAACACUUGGUUCAUGAGCUCCAUUGAUGACACCUAUGAGGAUGGCGAGUCCCAGCACCUCUACUUCCCUUCCAGUGAAUCAAAGGGAAGGUUGUUGUGCCUCUUUGGCAACAACACUGGUGAUGGUGCCAAGAAUUCUUACGCCCUGGCUUGGCCUGAAGCCCUUCCACACAAUGCUACUCUACUUACGGGGCUCACAUUCAUGUCUGACACCUACUACGAUUAUCAUAACAUCUGGCAUGGACUCACAGCUAUAUCGCCAUUUGUUGCAUGGCAUCUGAGGAAGGAAUGUGCGGUACCAGCUAGAUGGGUACUGUUCCACUGGGGGGAGCUGAGGACAAGAAUGAGCCCAUGGAUCCAAGCAUUGGUGGAAGCCUCAAUUGGGAAGGUGAUGAUCGAAAAGUUCGAAAAUAGCGGUCAUCGGCCGACGUGCUUCGAAAAGGUGGUGGUGUUCAGGCACAACCAAGGAUCCAUGGGGAAGGAGAGGAAGGAGGAGGUUUAUGACUUGAUGAGGUGCAAGACGAGAGCUUUUUGUAACAUUAGUCAAGAGAUUGGUGAUCCAAAGGGUAUUCGGUUGACACUGUUGCUUAGGGAUGGAUCACGGUCGUUCAAGGAUGAGCCAGCGGUGAUUAGGAUCUUUGACAGGGAGUGUAGGAAGGUGGAGGGAUGUAGAUUUAAGGUUGCAAGAUCGAAUAACUUGACAUUCUGCGAUCAGGUAAAGCUACUGAGUGACACGGAUGUAUUCGUUUCUGCACACGGAGCUCAGAUGACAAACUUGGUUUUCAUGGACAAAAAUAGCAGCAUAAUGGAAUUCUAUCCAAAGGGGUGGCGGGAGCGGGCCGGCGCAGGGCAAUAUGUCUUCCGGUGGCUCGCGGAGUGGGCCAGGAUGAGGCACCAGGGAUCAUGGUGGGAUCCCAAAGGUGAGCCGUGUACCCAUGAUGAUGAGGGUAGUUGUUUCUCUCACUACAAGGAUGCCCAACUUGGGCAUGACGAGGCAUACUUUGCCAAUUGGACCGCUAAAGUUCUCCAUGAGAUGAAGGUAUACAAGUUAGCAGCGGCAUCACAGAACAGCAGCCACCCACAGCUUGGAUCAAGGCCUUGUCCAUGUAGCUAA